AACACAAGUCAUGUGUUGUUUGUUGUGAAACACCAAACAUGUGAUGAAAUGCCGGCAAAAGUGUCACAUAUUUUAUGUUCAAAGCAUUGGAUCAAUAAUUAUGGCGUUAAUUAUAACCAUUUUAAGACAUUUUAUAGAUAUUUGACAGCAAUUGAGUGCAAUGCGACCCAAGAAAUCAAUACUAAAAGCGGUGUCACAUUAGGUCACCGGCCAGUCAUGUGUCGGAAAAUAGUGGAUGCCUUUCGGGUAAAAGAUGGACAAACUUAUAUUGAUAUGACGUUUGGUUCGGGUGGACACACAAAAUACUUAUUGGCCACCAAUAAGAAGAUUAAAGUGUUGGCUAUGGAUAGGGAUCCUAUUGCUUACCAAAGAGCUGUCGUAUUAGCGAAAAAUGAAUUGAUUGCGGCUAAUGGACAACAAGUGAUACCACUUUUGGGCAGAUUUAGUGAAUUACCGAAUCUAAUGGCCACCAAUGAUGUUGAACCCGAUUCAGUCGACGGUGUAAUCAUGGAUUUGGGCGCCUCUUCCAUGCAAUUUGAUGAUCCCAGACGUGGUUUCGCGCUGUCAACCGAUGGACCACUCGAUAUGAGAAUGGAUGGCAAGAGAUUUGAAAUGAUGCCAACAGCUGCCGAUGUGGUCAACACUUUAAGUGCCGAACAUUUGGCAAAAAUAUUUAAAAUUUAUGGCGAAGAGAGAUAUGCUGUAAAAAUAGCUCAAACUAUAGUCGACUCGCGAUUUUUGAUGAGACGUUUGUCGUCGACCACAGAGUUGGCACAACUGAUUGCAAACAUUACAGCAAACUAUCAGUCAUUUGAUUCGCUCGGAAGGACUCAACAUUCGGCAACCAAAGUGUUUCAAGCGUUAAGAAUAUUUGUGAACAAUGAGAUCAAUGAAUUGAAUUAUGUUUUACAAAAAGUGAUCACUUAUUUGAAACCAACACUGAAUUUAAAUUUCAAAAAACGUGACACUGAAGACAAUAAUUAUGAAGACAUUGAUGGCGGCAUUAUUGCCGUCUUAUCGUUUCAUUCAUUAGAAGAUAAGAUAGUUAAGAAACAUUUGAUUGGCACUGAAGUAAAUCCAAAGUUUGAUGUAAAACAUUUCAAUCAUUUAGUCGUUCAUAACGAACAACAAUUGGAUGAAGUUUUGCAAAAAAGUUGGAAACAAAUUAAUAAACGCGUUAUUACUCCCAAUGAAGAUGAAGUGGUAGCCAAUCCAAGAAGCAGAUCCGCUAAAUUGAGAUUAGCUGUUAAAAUAUCAUAG
This is a messenger RNA of Oppia nitens, 1260 nucleotides long. Its product is annotated as probable methyltransferase-like protein 15 homolog. The transcript has a single exon. The record is from RefSeq and is a predicted model, not a curated record. Bases 49 to 1260 code for a protein of 403 amino acids. Lineage: Eukaryota; Metazoa; Arthropoda; Arachnida; Sarcoptiformes; Oppiidae. Gene Ontology annotation, biological process: rRNA base methylation. Gene Ontology annotation, molecular function: rRNA (cytosine-N4-)-methyltransferase activity.